Messenger RNA from Thecamonas trahens ATCC 50062, 1053 nucleotides. RefSeq names its product YfmJ protein. NCBI's taxonomy places the organism in Eukaryota, Apusomonadida, Apusomonadidae. The record is from RefSeq and is a predicted model, not a curated record. The transcript has a single exon. The coding region runs from base 1 to 1053 and encodes 350 amino acids. Gene Ontology annotation, molecular function: 15-oxoprostaglandin 13-reductase [NAD(P)+] activity. Gene Ontology annotation, biological process: prostaglandin metabolic process.
AUGUCUGCUGAAGCAACUGGACCGAACAAGGCUGUGCAUGUCAUCUCCCGGCCCGAGGGUAUGGUGAGUGUUGAUAACUUUGCUGUGGUGGAGGUCGACGAGCCGACGGCACCGACGGCAGAGGCACCUGUUCAGCUCAAGCUGGAGCAUGUCUCGGUCGAUCCGUACAUGCGUGGUCGCAUGCGCGAUGCCAAGUCGUACAUUCCGCCGUUUGCUCUCGGCGAGCCGGGUGCUGGUGGCGUCGUCGCUCGCGUCGUUGCUGUUGCCGACGAUGGCGAGACGGCCGGCCUUGCCGCAGGUGAUCUGGUCGUCGGCAUGCUCCCGUGGGUCCUCCGCCAGAACGCCCGUCCCGACGGCCUGACAAAGGUUGAUGAGGCCGUCCUCGGCGGCGCGUCCAGCUCGCUCCUCCUCGGCGUCCUCGGCCUCACGGGCCUCACUGCUCUGCUGCCCAUCGAGAAGUUCUCGCAGCCCGAGGCUGGCAAGGUCGCCUUUGUCUCGGGCGCUGCCGGCGCUGUCGGCUCGGUCGCCGGUGCCGUGCUCAAGGCCAAGGGCUGCACCGUCUACGGCUCCGCCGGCUCGGACGAGAAGUGUGCUAUCGCCCAGGCCGACUGCGGCUUUGACGCCGUCUUCAACUACAAGACCGUCGGCUCGCCCGGCGAGGGCCUUGACUCGGUCCUCGACGGCAAGGCCAUCGACAUCUACUACGACAACGUCGGCGGCGAGAUGCUCGACGCGGUCCUGGCUCGCAUGGCGCCGAACGGCGUCAUCAUCUGCUGCGGUGCCAUUUCUCAGUACAACAAGAAGCCCGAGGAGCUGUACGGCCUCAAGAACUACUUCAACAUCAUCGGCCGCUCGCUCAGCGUCCACGGCUUUAUCGUCACCAACUGGGCCAACGAGUUCCCCGCCGCCAUCGGCCGCCUUGCUGGCAUGCUCCAGGCCGGCCAAAUCCCGGUCAAGGAGACCGUCCGCGAGGGCUUUGAAUCGGUUCCGGCCGCCUUUGUCGACCUGUUCAAGGGCGCCAACGUCGGCAAGAUGAUUGUCUCCAAGCUGUAG